AGAUGAUCAGGUUACACUUGUUCGCCAUCCCUUAGUAACAGCGUUGUGGCUUUGUGACAGGCGGAGGAAAUGGUUUUAGUAUGAAUGUUUAAUGCGUUGAGCAUGCUGUAGGCUUUCCGUCUUUACUCACACGUCAGAAAACUCAGCAAGAUGCAGAGAGGAGGAGCUGGAUGUUCCUGAUGACAUAUUCUCAUCGAUAUUAGAUGUGGAAAAGGAGGAAAAGCAGAUGGCAGAAGGGCUCCCACCUGUAGGGAAGGAGAGCGCUGGAGUUGGAGAGAACACUUCCCCUGCAGAGAUAUGAGCUGGUCUUUUCUUCGAGACAUACUAAGUGGUGUUAACAAAUAUUCAACAAGUAUUGGAAGAGUCUGGUUGUCAGUGGUCUUUAUAUUCCGACUCCUAGUGUAUGUUGUUGCUGCAGAAAACGUUUGGAAAGAUGAACAGAAGGAGUUUGAGUGCAACAUCAAACAACCCGGGUGUGAAAAUGUCUGCUUUGACCACUUCUUUCCUAUUUCUCAAAUUCGCCUUUGGGCUCUACAGCUGAUAAUGGUGUCUACACCUUCUCUCCUUGUGGUACUCCAUGUAGCCUAUCGUCAAAGUCGAGAGAAGAGACACAACAAAAAACUGUACAAGAACACAGGAAGCAUGGAUGGUGGCCUGUUUUGGACAUAUGUCGUUAGCCUCCUAUUCAAAACGGUGUUUGAGUUUGGUUUCCUGCUGCUCUUUUACAAAUUAUAUGGUGGGUUCAGUGUUCCACGACUAGUGAAGUGCGACAUUGAUCCUUGCCCAAACCUUGUAGAUUGCUAUAUCUCUAAGCCUACAGAGAAGAGGAUUUUCCUGUACUUUGUAGUAAUUACAUCAGGACUCUGUAUUGUACUCAACCUCAGUGAGCUGCUGUACCUCAUCUUCAAAGCCGUUUCUAAAUGUUGUCUAAAACAGUAUGCUGAUAAACUGAGCUCAAGCCAGUGUGGCUGUGAAAACCAACACCGGAGCAUGGAGCAGGAUAUUACCUUACAACAAUUCACCAACAAUUCUAUUGAACACACUGCAAACUCAUAAACAGAUUGUCUACAUGAACAUUUUUUUUACUAUAUGGC
Molecule: messenger RNA, 1094 nt
Organism: Bufo bufo (common toad)
Lineage: Eukaryota; Metazoa; Chordata; Amphibia; Anura; Bufonidae
Gene: GJB7
Product: gap junction protein beta 7
Exons: 4
Coding region: 298-1056 (252 amino acids)
Biological process (GO): cell communication
Cellular component (GO): connexin complex
Source: RefSeq, a predicted model, not a curated record